AUGUCUUUCAGCGUCAACCCCGAUUAUAUGCACCUAAAUCUGUCUUAUUUGAACCUCAACCUCCGCUUCCAGGAGAUCUACCUCUUCAUUUACGGCGGCUGUCCGGUCGAAGUCGGACACUAUCUGUUCGCUCCCCCCUUUACCAGGGGGAGCUUUCAUAUGCAUAGACUGGCCUUCAUGGUUGACUGUACUCGUUUCAUCGACGAAAUCUCCGCUGCUACUGGAACUGGCGAGAUGGAUUUAGAUGAGAUCGACCAGUUCAAUGAGUGGAUUAUGAGUCUCGCGGAGAGCGUUCAUACUUUGAAUAGGGUGAUGCAGAGUACUAGGAGGCUUGGAAGACUUAGCGGAUUCUUUUAG
Molecule: messenger RNA, 357 nt
Organism: Morchella importuna
Lineage: Eukaryota; Fungi; Ascomycota; Pezizomycetes; Pezizales; Morchellaceae
Exons: 1
Coding region: 1-357 (118 amino acids)
Source: RefSeq, a predicted model, not a curated record